AUGAACAAAACUUUGAGCUUAACGUUGUGUAUUACAUCGCUCUUAUUGACCCUUUUCCUGGCAGCUUUGGAUAUUGUUAUAGUUGUUACUUUAUAUGAUACUAUUGGCAUUAAGUUCCAUGACUUUGGGAAUAUAGGCUGGUUAGUUACUGGUUAUGCUCUUUCUAAUGCGGUUUUCAUGUUAUUAUGGGGCCGCCUAGCUGAAAUACUUGGUACUACGGAGUGCUUAAUGAUAUCUGUUGUUAUAUUUGAAAUUGGGUCUUUGAUUUCAGCUCUGUCAAACACAAUGGGAACUCUAAUUGGUGGAAGAGUCAUUGCAGGAUUCGGUGGAAGUGGGAUUGAAUCACUUGCUUUUGUUGUUGGAACGUCCAUUGUUCAAGAAAACUAUAGAGGAAUAAUGAUAACAGCACUUGCUGUGUCAUAUGUCAUCGCAGAGGGAGUAGGACCAUUCAUUGGUGGAGCAUUUAAUGAACAUUUGUCUUGGAGAUGGUGCUUUUAUAUCAAUCUUCCGAUCGGAGCGUUUGCAUUCAUAAGUUUGGCUUUUUGCUGUGCAUCUGGGGGAAAAUGGCUUUCCAAAAAGUGGUUACUAUCAAAAAUCAAUAGUAUUACCAGUUAUAAAUACUAUGAAAUUUUCAAAGCAAGCUUUUGGAAAAAGGUAUUCCAGAUACUUGUAUUUAAGCUGGACAUGAUCGGGAUUAUUUUAUCAUCAGCAGGCUUUACAUUACUGAUGUUAGGUCUUUCAUUUGGUGGAAACAAUUUCGCAUGGAAUUCGAGUAUCAUUAUUUCCUUUUUUACUCUGGGUCCCAUUCUGUUGAUAUUGUUUUGUGCUUACGACUUUCAUAUUCUACCAUUACUGGGUGUUCACUACAAAAGUAAGUAUGCCAGACCACUACUGACAUGGAAAAUUGCGUCAAAUGCUGGGAUAUUCACAAGUUCCAUAACAGGGUUCUUUUCUUGCUUUGCUUAUGAAUUACAGUCUGCUUAUUUGGUCCAGCUUUAUCAGCUGGUAUUGAAGAGAAAUUCUAUGUUGGCAAGUAUCCAUCUUUGGGAACUAUCAAUUCCAGCCAUGAUUACAACCAUGGCCACAGCAUAUCUGAACGCAAAAUAUGGAAUCAUUAAACCAGCAAUUGUUUUUGGCGUGCUUUGUGGGAUCGUUGGGUCGGGUAUAUUUACGCUAAUUAAUGGAGAAAUUUCUCAAUCAAUUGGUUAUUCUCUUCUACCAGGAAUUGCUUUCGGUAGCAUUUUCCAGGCAACUUUAUUAAGCUCUCAGGUACAGAUAACACCUGAUGACCCAGACUUUCAGAACAAGUUUAUUGAAGUUACAGCUUUUAACUCGUUUGCUAAAUCCUUGGGAUUUUCUUUUGGGGGAAAUAUUGGGGCCAUGAUAUUCACAGCAUCGCUCAAAAAUCAGUUGCGUUCUUCCAAUGCAAAUUUGCCACAAUUUACGUCCAUUGAAACACUUUUAGCUUAUAGAACAGAAAAUUAUGAUGGCCCCCAGUCUUUGCUAUCGCAGUUCAUCAACACAGCUAUCCACAACGUUUUCUACUGUGCUUUAGGAUGCUAUGCUCUUUCAUUUUUCUUUGGCGUAUUUACUUCAAGCAAAAAAACAUCAGUAUCAGUAAAGAAACAACAAUGA
Saccharomyces mikatae IFO 1815 is the source of this 1635-nucleotide messenger RNA. It is a transcript of the gene SGE1, whose product is annotated as Sge1p. Gene Ontology annotation, biological process: transmembrane transport. Bases 1 to 1635 code for a protein of 544 amino acids. The transcript has a single exon. The record is from RefSeq and is a predicted model, not a curated record. Lineage: Eukaryota; Fungi; Ascomycota; Saccharomycetes; Saccharomycetales; Saccharomycetaceae. Gene Ontology annotation, molecular function: transmembrane transporter activity.